This is a messenger RNA of Scedosporium apiospermum, 1569 nucleotides long. RefSeq names its product Anthranilate synthase component 1. Bases 1 to 1569 code for a protein of 522 amino acids. Gene Ontology annotation, biological process: L-tryptophan biosynthetic process. The record is from RefSeq and is a predicted model, not a curated record. The transcript has 3 exons. Gene Ontology annotation, molecular function: anthranilate synthase activity. NCBI's taxonomy places the organism in Eukaryota, Fungi, Ascomycota, Sordariomycetes, Microascales, Microascaceae.
AUGGCAGGACCACGAGGCAUCGUGCCCUCCCUGGACACCAUCCAAGAACUCCUCUCCAAGACACCACCCCCCGGCAGCAAAAAGCCCAACCUAGUCCCCGUCUACCGCCAAAUCUCCUCCGACCUCAUCACGCCCUCGGCCGCCUACCUCAAAGUCUGCGCCCACGCCAAGAACGACUCCGAGUACUCCUUCCUAUUCGAGAGUGCCGCCACCGAAAAAGUAGGCCGGUACAGCUUCGUCGGCGCCGCGCCCCGCAAAGUCAUCAUCACCGGUCCCGGCCACGGCGAUGAGGUCGAUCCCUUGCCGGGGCUCGAGGCCGAGCUGGCCGAGUAUGUCGUCGCUAGCGUGCCGGGCGUGCAGUUGCCGCCCAUGGCUGGAGGCGCUGUGGGUUAUGUCGGGUAUGAUUGCGUGAGGUACUUUGAGCCUAAGACGGCGAGGCCGAUGGAGGAUGUUUUGAAGAUUCCUGAGUCGUUGUUUAUGCUGUUUGAUACCAUUGUGGCUUUUGAUCGGUUUUACGGCGUCAUCAAGGUUAUUACGUAUUUACACGUGCCCGAGGACCUCGGCGCCUUGGAGUCGGUGUACAAGGAGGCCAAGGACAGGAUCAACGAGCUCGUCAACGUGCUCAACGGACCCGAGAUCCCCUUACCAGAGCAAGGCCCCAUAACGCUAGGCCAGGAAUACAAGUCCAACAUCGGUCGCGAGGGCUAUGAGGGCCACGUGACGACUCUCAAGAAGCACAUCGUCCGCGGCGACAUCAUCCAGGCGGUCCCCUCCCAGCGGUUCGCACGCCCGACGAACCUCCACCCGUUCAACAUCUACCGGCACCUACGAACGGUCAACCCAUCCCCUUACCUCUUCUACAUCAACUGCCGCGACUUCCAAAUCGUCGGCGCCUCGCCCGAGCUCCUCGUCAAGUCCCAAAACGGCCGCAUCGUCACGCACCCCAUCGCCGGAACCGUACGUCGCGGCAAGACCCCUGAGGAGGACGAGAAGCUUGCCGAGGAGCUGCGCAGCUCGCUCAAGGACCGCGCCGAACACGUCAUGCUGGUGGACCUGGCGCGUAACGAUGUCAACCGCGUCGGGGACCCGUUCACGGUGCGCGUCGACCACCUCAUGGUUGUGGAGAAGUUUAGCCACGUGCAGCAUCUCGUGUCGCAGGUUUCGGGCGUGCUGAGGCCCGAUCAGACGCGGUUCGAUGCGUUUAGGUCGAUUUUCCCGGCGGGGACGGUUUCGGGGGCGCCGAAGGUUAGGGCUAUGGAGUUGAUCGCUGAGCUGGAGAAGGAGAAGAGGGGGGUAUAUGCGGGGGCGGUGGGGUAUUUCGGCUAUGGGGGUGUUGAUGAGGACGGGAAGGAUGUGGAGGGGGCUAUGGACACUUGUAUUGCGCUUCGGACGAUGUUGGUGAAGGAUGGCGUGGCGUAUCUCCAGGCUGGUGGCGGCAUCGUGUUUGACUCGGAUGAGACGGAUGAGUGGGUUGAGACGAUCAACAAGCUGGGCGCGAACAUGCAGUGCAUUACGUCGGCAGAGGAGUUGUACUACGAGCAGCAGCAGCAGCAGCAGCAACAACAGUAG